GUUGUGUCUGUGGAGCCUGUGCACGAAUCCCCCCAUGGACACCUUCUAGACCUCCCCUGGCAGACAGAGCUCUGCUGUGCCUCACCCCCAGCCCAUCUUCACCAGAUGGGAGAGGGAGAGGGGUCUGCAGGGUCCAGGAGGGCACCAUCUGAUCCGGGACACCCACACACACCCCAGUGCCUCUUUAGGAACUCCACAAGCACACUAGUACCUCCCCAGGAGACAAAUCCCAGUGGAGGUCAGAGUCCUGCUCUGUUUUACUGACAUUACAUUUAGUGGGUGAUAGUUCUCUCUACUAGACCUGGGCCCAUAUUCACAAAGCAUCUUAGAGUAGCAGUGCUGAGCGAGGAUCAGUUCUGCCUUUUAAAUCACAAUGAAUAAGAGAGGGGACCUGGUCCUAGAUCAGCACUCCUACUCAGAGACGCUUUGUAUAUACCGACUGUACACACUACCGGCUUUAGACAGAGUUAUUUUCAUAUGAGGGGGUGAAUGAAUGAAUAACAUGUUCCCAUUCACAGUGGGUUUAAUUAAUCUAAGUGGAUCCUGAGAUAACGUUGGCCAGAUUCAAGGUCUAUUUUUCAGAAUAUGACUGUCCUAAUUGGGUGUGGGUUUAUUCUUUAUUUAACUAGGUUUGUGUGUGUGUGUGUGUGCUUGGGGUUGGUGAGUUCAUACACUAUAUAUACAAAAGUAUGUGGACAACCCUUCAAAUUAGUAGUUUUGGCUAUUUCAGCCACACCCGUUACUGACAGGUGUAUAAAAUCGAGCACACCGCCAUGCAAUCUCCAUAGACAAACAUUGGCAGUAGAAUGGCCUUACUGAAGAGCUCAGAGACUUUCAAUGUGGCACCGUCAUAGGAUGCCACCUUUAUUAUUUCCAACAAGUCAGUUCAUCAAAUUUCACCCCUGCUAGAGCUGCCCCGGUCAACUGUAAGUACUGUUAUUGUGAAGUGGAAACGUCUAGGAACAACAACGGCUCAGCCUCGAAGUGGUAGGCCACACAAGCUCACAGCACGGGACCGCCGAGUGCUGAAGCGUGUAGCGUGUAACAAUCGUCUGUCCUCGGUUGCAACACUCACUAUCGAGUUCUAAACUGCCUCUGGAAGCAACGUCAGCACAAUAACUGUUCGUUGGGAGCUUCAUGAAAUGGGGUUCCAUGGCCAAACAGCAGCACACAAGCCCAAGAUCACCAUGUGCAAUGCCAAGGGUCGGCUGGAGUGGCGUGAAGCUCGCCACCAUUGGACUCGGGAGCAGUGGAAACGCAUUCUCUGGAGUGAUGAAUCACGCUUCACCAUCUGGCAGUCCGACGGAUGAUUCUGGAUUUGGCGGAUGCCAGGAGAACGCUACCUGCUCCAAUGCAUAAUGCCAACUGUAAAGUUUGGUGUAUGAGGAAUAAUGUUCUGGGGCUGUUUUUCAUGGUUUGGGCUAGGCCCUUUAGUUCCAGUGAAGGGAAAUCUUAACUAUACCGCAUACAAUGACAUUCUAUAUGAUUCUGUGCUUCCAACUUUGUGGCAACAAUUUGGGGAAGGCCCUUUCCUGUUUCAGCAUGACAAUGUUCCCGUGCACAAAGCGAGGUCCAUACAGAAAUGGUUUGUUGAGAUCGGUGUGGAAGAACUUGACUGGCCUGCACAGAGCCCUGACCUCAACACCAUCGAACACCUUUGGGAUAAAUUGGAAUGCCAACUGCGAGCCAGGCCUAAUCACCCAUCAUCAGUGCCCAACCUCUCAAGUCCCCGCAGCAAUGUUCCAACAUCUAGUGGAAAGCCUUCCCAAAAUGUGGAGGCUGUUAUAGCAGAUAAGGGGGGACCAACUCCAUAUUAAUGCCCAUGAUUUUGGAAUGAGAUGUUCGACGAGCAGGUGUCCACAUACUUUUGGUCAUGGAGUGUAAAUUGGGUUUUACAGCGACCAGACAGACAGUCAGACAGACAGUGUUGAUGCAAACAUGCUAAUUGAAUCUCUCUCCAGCCACCUGUUGGGACAUCCUGUGUUGUGUUGAUGAGUCCUGGGAAAAUGUAAUAUGUGAUCUAAAGCACCGCGCCACUUCUUCAGACACCUCCACUCCUGGGUCGGUGACAAUUUGCUUGCGGCGCUUGGUGUGAGUAUCAAGUUCAAUUUAAAGUAACAGUCCAGUGUUACCAGAUUUCCAAUAAAUAUGACCUAUAAUUAAUUACAUUAUGAGUGAAAUAGUUUUCCUUCCAAAAAUGGGUAAUUAAGUAUGUUAAAAGGCAGCUUUUCUGUGAUGGAAUGGUGUGGGCGUACCCCAACAACAGAAUGGUGUGGGCGUAUACCGGUCAUUAAAAAAUAUUCAUGCGAGUAGACCGCUGAAUGGCCAGCUCAUCCUCCUCAGGAGGAUGACAUCAUCCUCUAUGAAUAAAUAGCAAGCAUUUUUGAAACGGUCAAUUUGAGAUACAAGAUGGAGGUGGGGGUUUUAAAGGUUUUUUAUUCAAUUUAUGCUUUGGUCACGAAUACGAAUAUAGGAUGAGUCAACAAUAUUACUUGGGUAUGAGUUAACAGAAUAUUAACUUUUAAAAGUGAGUUUUUCACUGAUCAGUUACUUUAACCUGCUGCUAUUGUCUAGAGUCUCUCUCUCCUCUCCCAUUCUGUUUGUUAUUCCUGUCUAGUUUUGGCCCAAAUACCUGCCUGAGGCGAUAAGAGCACAGGUGGAUGUCUGAGCUGUGUGUUUGUGUGUUUGUUUGUUUGUUUGUGUGUGUGUGUGUGUGUGUGUGUGUGUGUGUGUGUGUGUGCUAUGAGCCUAUUCAUCUCACAGAUCAGGGUUAAGCAUGUGUGUGUAAGUUAAUCUACUGGGGAGCAGGUAGCAGACCGAUUAUUGGCUGUGUGAUAACACACCAGCACCAGGAUAACUGGGAUUGCUGGCACUGUGCUAAACAGACAACAAGAACACACUACUUUUGUCACUCAAUAAGCCUUUGAUACAGUCAUACAAACGCGAUAAUCUUGUUCCAUACUCAAACAGUAUAUGAAUUGUGUUUGAUGUUUUAAUGUUUGAAUAGUUCAAUGUCAACUUGUCAUUCAAUCAAAUGUAUCAGUAGUUGUCACAAAGGCUGGGUUAACACAGGUAGCCCAAUUGUGAUAUUUUGCCAAUAAUUGGUCUUUUGGCCAAUCAGAUCAAAUCUUGUGCCUAUAAUUGGGGGAAAAGAUCAGAAUCGGGCUGCAUGUGUAAAUGCAGCCAAAGUGUUUUUACUUGUUCAUUGCUUUCAUGUGGAUUGCACCUAGCCUGGUCUCAGAUGUUUGUGCAAACAUUUCAAACAUGGCAUUACAAGGAAUUUGACAUGACAGCACAAACAGAUCUGGGUCCAGGCUAGGUUGCACCCUGACCUGUGCUUUGUCUAUGAUUUCCACACUACACUAGCCUCUUAUCUUUACUGUAUGAACAUAUAUUUAUUUAGGCUGGCAUUUGUGAUGAGAACAUGACUGCGUCCCAAAUGGCACCCUAUUCCCUAUGUAGUGCAUUACUUUAUAGGGAAUACCGUGCAUUUGGGACACAGAUCAUGUCCUCAUCUGGUUAAGUAAAUAAAUGUCUCCUGUCUAUUUCAGAUCACAGCCUGACAGAGAGGUAAACACCAUGCAUGGGACUAACAGCAUGGACUGUGUGGGAGAAGAUUCCAUCACCUGUUCUAUCGAUCUCCUCGCGGUCAGCAGUAUCGUCGUGGUAACAGUCAACGUGUCCAACACCACAGCAGGUCCCCCGGUGAUUCUCAUCGUCCCUCCGCGUCUCGGUAAGGAGUGGUAAAUACAUCUGAUCCCUCUACCCUCUUGUCUGAAGAUGAUAGAGGAUGUUAAUUGCUUUAAUGGCCAGGUGGCUUAUAUAUCUGGACCUCAUAAUCAGAGGCUAAUGGAUAUUAGUUAAAGGAAUAAUCCUGUCCCAAAAAAUGUGUUUCAUUAGUCCACUGUUGAUACAGUCCCAAAAUGUUUCGCUUGUCAGCAAUCAAGUUUUCAAGAUAUAGAACUUACAAAAAGCUAAUUGUGAUGCAUCAUCAAGUGACAAUUUGCUUUAGUUUUUGAUAGUUUUUUGUGUUGAUUAUUCCUUUAACCUUUUCACGCGUGAGUUCCAAAUAUCUCUAACGGUCGCCCCAGAGUGAGUUUUUUAAUGAGCAUGUCAGAAUGCACCCACUGUUCCAAAAUGUGAUUGUUACGCAACAGGACAGAUAACCUGCACUGCCCACAAACCAAGACACACGCUGCCUGCUAGUUAUUUAUAGGCUGUAUUUCAACUUGUCAAUUUAAAAUUAUUUUCUUAGAAGUUGUAUUUUCUAACAACAGUUUUAAUUGAUGUGUGUUCAUUAAUUCACAUAGAAGUAGCUCAUUUCAUUGUUGCAGACAAUUUAUGUUUGAGGCUUUACUGAACCGGACAAACUUCUCUCUUCGAGGAGAGCCCAAGCAUGUCUUCACCAAUGUUUCCCCAGAUCAAGUAUGCAGACAUUUGCGCAGUCUUGCACAAACUUUUUCCCUCUGGCACAUUUUCUGUCUUGCGCUCGCAUUGCCUUCAUUGUUGUUUUCCUUACAAAUAAUAACUUUGGACAUGUGUACUUCCCUAUAAAAGUAAGUGCCUUAUUUUCUGUAUAUCGUGUUGUCGUUUCUACUUUAUCAUACCGUAUGUAUGUAUGUGUGUAUGGAGCAUAAUGUAUUUACUGUUUUAUUCACGUUUUCAAGUACUGGUGACAAAUCAUGCAUUCCGAUUUUUAGAUUGUAAUGGACACAUAUGAUGUGUGUAAAAUACUUUUUGGAGGUUGUACUGAUUAUGAUCAGCUAAUGCUAAGCUAUUUGCCAGCUAUUUGUGUUGACAUUAUACAAUGCAUUAUGGGUGUCACAUAAACGUCUGUCAGACCAAAGAUAUUAUAACAAAUGAGGUGAGGGAUGAUACACUCAUCUUUCAAGUGUGAAUGAUAGUAGACGACACACCCCCUUCAACAUGCUGUCACGAUCGUUAGAGUGAGUGGACCAAGGCGCAGCGUGAUGAACGAACAUGCUUCUUUUAUUUAAUGAAUGCACGAACAACAAAACAACAAACGAUAACGUGACGUCCUAUGUGACAACCAAAAGGAAACAAACCAACUGGAACACACCGAAAGGAACAAGAUCCCACAACAAUUGUGGGAAAACAGCCUGUAUAAAUAUGGCUCCCAAUCAGAGACAACCAGCAACAGCUGACACUCGUUGCCUCUGAUUGGGAACCACUCUGGCCAACACAGAAAUACAAAACUAGACUCCCGACAUAGAACAACAACACAUAGAAUAAACACACCCUGGCUCAACAUAUAGAGUCCCAGAGCCAGGGUGUGACACAUGCAUACUGCAAACAGACCAAACUCAUGGCAGCGCACACAAACUACCCAUUGAUUUUUAGAAAGUGUUUUACUCAAUUAUUUAGAUCAAUGGUGAGCUCACCCGUGACGUGAUACAUUUUAAAUAGUAAUUUCUAUUAGCUAAUUCAUAUUAUGGUUUCUGUCAACUGAAAGUUAGCUAAAUAUGACAGCUUGUGUUAGGUCACUAUUUUCUCAGUAAGUGCUAGGACUAAUGUAGCCUACAGUUUCCGGUUUGGAUGAUUGUGUUAUGCUGUCGCCACUUCUGUGAAUAUCUGAACAUUGCAUCCAAAAAUAAACUGGUCACAUUCAGGACAUAACAUUGUAAGGACUGUGCUUGUGAAAAUUGCGUCAAUCGAUUCUGGACGUUCUAAAUAAGCGCUCUAAUCACACCAGUUUGAGCGUACACUGCAGGGACCACUGUGGAAUGAUCAUACCCCUGUGUUGGUACGCCUCCAAGGUUAAAGCGCAACUGAAGGCAAUAAAAAACGUAUCUGGUAGAAAGCGCCCUAUGUGGCAUCGAUAUUAGUCAGAAACAUUUAUUCUGGUGUCAAAAUGUACUACAAAGUGUAAAUAGGAUAAUUUUGUUCAUAAAACUGUCCAAAACAGAGUUUUGUAAGUGAAUUUGUCAUGACUUACUUGAGGGUUGGGUUUUGAUUUUGACAAUGCUCACUUGCCCACUAACACAGCAUACACAGUUGGGGUGAUUGCGCUCUAACCAAUCAUACCACAGAACACAGAGACAGUGAGACAGACCUGCCCAUCAGCACAGUGGAUCUGACUUUGUUUACAUAAGACAACACAUUGUAAAAAUAUGCACUUCAGAAAUAGUACACCCAACACCUUUGCUAUAUGUUAAAUUGCGCGACUAAAACCUGAAAUUAAUUACACAUUACUUGAGUUAUCUUAGAUUCAUUCUGACUAUUUUUAGGAAGUAAUACUGGCUUUGUUCCUAUGGUGUCUCAUGCGGGACAAACAUCAGUAACUGGCACAUCAAACCACAUCCCCAAGACUGAAAUUCAAUUUUUCUUAACGAGCAACAGAGAAACACAUGGAAUCUGUUCGUUCAGUCGCUCUUUAACUUUAUGCCAAGUACCAGCGUGCUGCCUGGCAGGCUGGCACUGUUUAUUAUGUAGGCUAACGGUAUCUAGGGAGCCAUUUGGACCAUAAUGAAACUAGGGAGUUAUUGACUAAGGGUUAAAGACCAGUGAGGAUGACCAGUGAGGAUGAUUAUUAAUGUAAUAAUAAGAGAUAUCUUUCAUAGGAAUUAUGAGAAAGUUGUAGAUAUGUUGUAGAUACAAAGACCUUUAUAUAAUCACACACAGAGUUUGCAGAAGAGGAUGCGUCUACUGACUUUAGGAGCGCAGAGCUUAUAUAAUGUGUGUACAGUGUAGUGACUGUAGUGGGCAGCUUCAGUAGGUCUUAUAGCAGCGUCCCUUUGGGAAUUCCAGGCAGGCUGAGGUUAGUGUUUACUGUGAUCCCAGAAACCAUGGUGAUGAGCUGGAGAUCUCUCCAGUGAUGGGACACACAUGCUGUGUUUGCACAAUCAGAGCUCUUUGUGGCAUUAUUGGCGAAUGGAACAUUGUUUAGAUACAUUUUUUGUAACUAUUAUCCACAUACUACAGUACAUGAAGAGGAUGCAUACACUGAGUGUACAAAAUAUUAAGAACACCUGCUCUUUCCAUGACAUAGACUGAGCAGGUGCAUCCAGGUGAAAGCUAUGUCCAUUAUUGAUUUCACUUCCACUUCAAUCAGUGUAGAUGAAGGGGAGGAGACAGGUUAAGAAGGAUUUUUAAGCCUUGAGACAAUUGAGACAUGGAUUGUGUAUGCGUGCCAUUCACAGGGUGAAUGGGCAAGACAAAAGAUUUAAGUGCCUUUAAACGGGGUAUGGUGGUAGGUGCCAGGCAUACCCGGUUUGUGUCAAGAACUGCAACGCUGCUCAACAGUUUCCCGUGUGUAUCAAGAAUGGUCCACCCCCCAAAGGACAUUCAGCCAACUUCACACAUCUGUGGGAAGCAUUGGAGUCAACAUGGGCCAGCAUCUCUGUGGAACGCAUGACACCUUGUAGAGUCCAUGCCCCGACGAAUUGAGGCUGUUCUGAAGGCAAAAGGGGGUGCAACUUAACCUUUUGACAUGUACCAACAAACGGAUGUGAUCAUUCUACAGUGGUCCCUGCAGCGGACGCUCAAGCCGGUGUGAUUAGAAUGCUUAUUUAGAACGUCCAGUCUCGAUUGACGCAACAGUCAGCAUUUGAGCUAGCCACACUGUUUUUUCACAGAAACAUUUUGCACAAACACAGUCCUUACAAAGUUAUAUCCUGAAUGUGACGAGUUAAUUCUUUUGAUGCAAUGUUCAGACAUUCACAGAAGUAGCGACAGCAUAGACAAUCAUCCAAACUGGAAAAUGUAGGCUACAUUAGUCCUAGCGCAAACUGAGGAAAGAUUGACAUAACAAAAGCGGUCAUAUUCAGAUAACUCUCGGCUGACAGAAACCACAAUAUGAAUUAAUAAUAGCAAUUACUAUUUAUAAUUCAUCACAUCAUGGGUGAGCUCACCAUUGAUCUAAAUAAUUGAGUAAAACACUUUCUAGAAAUCGAAAGUAAUCCGACGAUGGGUAGUUUGUGCUCGCUGCCAUGUUUUUUCGUGUCAACCAAAGAUAAUAAGAGGAGACAAGAUGAGUUUGGUCUGUUUGCAGUAUGCAUGUUGAAGGGGGUGUGUCGUCUACGAUCAUUCACUUCCGGAAGUUUACCCUUCACCUCAUUAUAACAUCUUUGGUCUGACAGACGUUUACGUGACACCCAAAAUGCAUUGUAUGAUGUCAACAAACAUGGCGCCACACAUAGCUGGCAAAUAGCUUAGCAUUAGCUCAAUAUAAUCAGUAGACCUUCAAAUGAAUAAAACUGUAAAUACAUUAUGCUCCAUACAUACAAAACAUACAUACAUACAAACUGUAUGAUAAAGUAGAAACGACAACACGAUAUACAGAAAAUAAGGCACUUACUUUGAUAGGAAUGAACACAUGUCCAAAGUUAUUAUUUGUAAGGAAAACAACAAUGAAGAAAAUGCGAGAGCCAGCCAGAAAAUGUUCCAGGGGGAAAAAGUUUGUGCUAGACUGCGCAAAUGUCUGCACACUUGAUCUGGGGAAACAUUGGUGAAGACAUGCUUGGGCUCUCCUCGAAGAGAGAAGUUUGUCCGGCUUAGUAAAGCCUAAAACGUAAAUUAUCUGCAACACUGAAAUGGGCUACUUCUAUGUGAAUUAAUGAGGAGGCGGAACACACCUCAAUUCAAACUGUUGUUAGAAAAUAAAACUUGUUAGAAAAUAAUUUAAAAUGUACAAGUUGAAACAUAGCCAAUAGAUAGAUUAGCAGGCAGCGUGUGUUAACUGUCCUGUUGCGUAACAAUCACAUUUUGGAACAGUGAGUGCAUUCUGACAUCACGUGCAUAAAACAACUCACGCUUGGGCGACCGUUAGAGAUAUUUGGAACUCACAUGUGAAAAGGUUAAUAUUAGGAAGGUGUUCCUAAUGUUUUGUACACUCAGUGUAUAUUGCCUUAUUAGUCAUGUUCUCAAUGAUUUUGAUCAGAGGUUAUGGUUCCUAUUAGUAGGUCUGCUAUCUUACAUCACAAGCAGAUCAUACGUAGCUACAUGCAUCUCAAUAUUUGUAUAGCGCUGUUUCAAAGUUCUACGCCACAGAGAGAGCAUCAAAUCAAGAGAGACAGGAAUAAACCGCUGGAAUAUCAGUAGGGCCAAAUUAAGCAGCAAAGUAGGAAGCAGGAAAUCCACCUGCUUAUCAGCUUCAAGGAGAGUUUGCUCCCCUCACCUUUAUAGGAGUAAUGAAUGUGCGAGCAGUAUGUCAGAUGUGCUGUUUUUGCUCAUAUAGGGUGCUAUUCUGACUUGAGAUUCUCGCCCCUUCACUCAAAAUGUUCUAUCAACGUCAAUGCAUGAUUUAUGUGAAAGUCUGAGUUGCCCGUAUGUAUCUACCUUGCAUACAGUGCAUUCGGAAAGUAUUCAGACCCCUUCACCUUUCCCUCAUUAAUCUACACACAAUACCCCAUAAUGACAAAGCGAAAACAGGUUUGUAGCAAAUUUAUAUAAAAAAACUAACAACAGAAAUACCUUAUUUACAUAAGUAUUCAGACCCUUUGCUAUGAGACUCGAAAUUGAGCUCAGGUGCUUCCUGUUUCCAUUGAUCAUCCUUGAGAUGUUUCUACAACUUGAUUGGAGUUCCACCUGUGGUAAAUUCAAUUGAUUGGACAUGAUUUGGAAAGGCACACGCCUGUCUAUAUAAGGUCCCACAGUUGACAGUGCAUGUCAGAUUAAAAACCAAGCCAUGAGGUCGAAGGAAUUGUCAGAGACAGGAUUGUGUCGAGGCACAGAUCUGGGGAAGGGUACCAAAACAUUUCUGCAGCAUUGAAGGUCCCCAAGAACACAGUGGCCUCCAUCAUUCUUAAAUGGAAGAAGUUUGGAACCACUAAGACUUCCUAGAGCUGGCCGCCCGGCUAAACUGAGCAAUCAGGGGGAGAAGGGCCUUGGUCAGGGAGGUGACCAAGAACCCGAUGGUCACUCUGAGCUCCAGAGUUCCUCUGUGGAGAUGGGAGACCCUUCCAGAAGGACAACCAUCUCUACAGCACUCCACCAAUCAGGCCAUUAUGGUAGAGUGGCCAGACGGAAGCUGCUUCUCAGUAAAAGGCACAUGACAGCCCGUUUGGCGUUUGCCAAACGGCACCUAAAGGACUCUCAGACCAUGAAUGCCAAGCGUCACGUCUGGAGGAAACCUGGCACCAACCCUACGGUGAAGCAUGGUGGUGGCAGCAUCAUGUUGUGAGGUUGUUUUUCAGUGGCGGGGACUGGGAGACUAGUCAGGAUCGAGGGAAAGGUGAAUGGAGCAAAGUACAGAGAGAUCCUUGAUGAAAACCUAAUCCAGAGUACUCAGGACCUCAGACUGGGGCGAAGGUUCACCUUCCAACAGGAAAACAACCCUAAGCACACAGCCAAGACAACGCAGCAAUGGCUUCGGGACAAGUAUCUGAAUGUCCUUGAGUGGCCCAGCCAGAUACCGAACUUGAACCUGAUCGGACAUCUCUGGAGAGACCUGAAAAUAGCUUUGUAGCGAUGCUCCCCAUCCAACCUGACAGAACUCUGCAGAGAAGAAUGGGAGAAACUCCCCAAAUACAGGUGUGCCAAGCUUGAAGCGUCAUACCCAAGAAGAAUUGAGGCUGUAAUCGAUGCCAAAGGUGCUUCAACAAAGUACUGAGUAAAGGGUCUGAAUACUUUGAUAUUUCUGUUUUUUAUUUGUAAUAAAUUGGCAAGCAUUUCUAGACACCUUUUUUUGCUUUGUCAUUAUGGGGUAUUGUGUGUAGAUUGAUGAUGGGAAAAGACAAUUUAAUCAAUUUUAGAAUGAGGCUGUAACGUAACAAAAUGUGGAAAAAGUCAAGGGGUCUGAAUACUUUCCGAAUGCACUUUAUCUCAAGGCUGAAUAGUCCCCUUAGUGUCCAACCAACAUGAAGGGAAUUGCCAUUAAUUCCCUAAUCUACAGUAAAAAGUUAUUUCACAUUCACAGGCUGUUUAUUAAGACAUGAAUGUCUGAGAGUGAUAAUGUAAUUUAUAAUGAAACAGAAAUGAAAAAAAGAUAAUGCUGAUUACUCCAUUCUCUCUUUCUGUUGGCUAGGCGGUGACAUUGUCAUUAUGAUACUCAAUUAUCCCCCCUGCCAACCAUCAUCAACUCGUCUCAUAACGAUGACACGUCUCGUUUCCAUUUCAUUUGAUGGGUUACAAACAACGCCUGUGUCAAGUCAAUCACUGGGAUUAAACACAAACAACUCUAAUGAACAAAGUAGUUUAAAUACCAGGCAGAGAAAUAUGUUUAAUUGUCAACUUAAAAGCUGUUUAAAUACCAGGAAGACAGUGUUGUGUUCGAGACCACCUAAAGUGAGACCGAUUCAAGACCGGGGGGGGGGGGGGGGGGGGGGAGGUGAGACUGCAAGGUUGUAUUUUGAAACAAGCUUGAAUAAGCUAAGUAGCCAAUAGGCAGAGGGUAGAAUGAUUUGUCUGAUUCUCUGUAAUAAUGGUAUGGAAAUAAUAAUGCAUUUUAUUUUGUAAAGUGUUUUUUUGUAUCAAACAACAACAUUCAGUCACCUUCUUGUCUGAAGGACAAGUGGAUAAACAGGUUAAUGUGGUCCUCUGUAGCUCAGCUGGUAGAGCACGGCGCUUGUAAUGCCAAGGUAGUGGGUUCGAUCCCCGGGACCACCCAUACACAAAAAAAAAACAUGUAUGCACGCAUGACUGUAAGUCGCUUUGGAUAAAAGCGUCUGCUAAAUGGCAUAUUAUUAUUAUUAUUAUAAGCCCUGCAUGUUUUUUUCAAAAGUCUCAUGGAAUGUAGGCCUACAUUGAACACCACACAUUGGCUGCUACUGUAGGCUGAACGAUAGAACAGCUAUUUCCAUGUUAAAAUGUUAUAGGAUGCAUUUUUGUCCAUUGUUUUUGAUGGUAGGCCACUCUGGUAGGCCUACAUUAUGAUCAAAUAGCCACAGUAGCCUACUUGACUAACUUAAAGCUGGUACAGCCUCAGUGUUCACAGUAAACGCGCACUGGAAGUUGCCCAGAAUUUACACAAUGUUAAAGUUUGCGCUCAGCAAAGGUUAGAGGGAACAUUGUGGAGGAGUAUUGAAUGGAAUUACGAUGAUUAUGUCUCAUAGUUUGGAGGAUGGUGAUGAUGCCCUUGUUAACAAUCAUGAAUCAUGAUGAUGAUUAUUUAUCUAGUAUGUAUUGCUUGUAUGUGUGUUAUACAGGUAAACCAAGCCCACCACUGAACCUAACACACACCCAGACCGCAGAGGGAGAGUUGGUUCUGAGCUGGAGCAACCCACAGCCCUAUGCCAGCCCUGUCCCACUGAGCCACGAGGUCCGAUACGUUACCUCCCACAACACCUCUAACCCCAACUGGAAGGUAAAAACACACUGGCCUCAGAGCAAACACAACAUCUAAGUACAGGUCUUACAGCAAAUUCAGAUACAGACAAACAUUAUUUAUCAGAGAACAAGAGCAAACACGUUAAGGGAGAGUCUUCAGACCACUCAUAUUUUAUUCAGUCAUCACAAUGGCAUUUUGUAUUUGUGUCAAAUUCUGCAUUUGCAGGUAGAAUAACAUCUUGUGUUUCCCUCCCCUAUUCCUCUUGCUCAGCAUGUGGAGGUGACUGGAGACCAGUGGGUGUCUUUGACUGGACUGAGGGCAGGUCUGCACAACAUUGUACAGAUCCGCUCUCACCACCCUGUUGUGCCCCACCUGUGGAGUGACUGGAGCCAGCCACACCGCAUCGACCUGGAAGGUAAGACCUGCACAGAAAUAUCCUAAACAUACAGUUAACUUAUAAUUGUAGUCAUUUAUAAGACGCUCUCAUUGCUUACAGGAGCAAUUAGGGUUAAGUGCCUUGUUCAAGGGCACAUCAACAGAUUAUUCACUUAGUCGGCUCAGGGAUUCGAACCAACAACCUUUCGGUUAUUGGCCCAACGCUCUUAACCGCUAGGCUACCUUCCGCCAUACUCCACUCACAUCUACCUGCAGAGUAACACCUCUGCCUUGCCCUACUGACGUACAAUAAACAUACAGAUAUUCAGAUAUAUUCCCCUCACAUACAGUAUACUGCACAGUAAAACCUCUGGCUGUACAGCAAUGUACACAUAUGCUAAGCUUUACCGUUUGCCUUAACAAAACAUCUACAGUAACUUAGAAGGUGGUUACUGGCAAGCAAAAACAAGCUUUUCUACAUUCCAGAUCAUCUAACAGGGUUAUAGGCAGUGUACAUCUAGGGUUGGCUUUCCCACUGUCUUUUGUCCCGGGUUUAGUAUUGAGCGUGACAUGUAGGUAUAUGAAAGAAGAUGUUUUAAAUGGACAGCUACUACCUGCACUCAAGUCUAUUUACCUCCCUCUACUGCUCCCGCUCGUCUAUUGAAGCCUGAUUGAAUGUUUCUGAAAUUGACACAGUAGGAGUGAGAGAGUCUGCAGGUGAGCUACUCUGGCACAAAGGCAUCAACACUCGAGUCACAUCUCUAGAUGGUAGCUAGUUGCUUGUUAUUCCAGUAAACUAAAAGUAUGCUUCCCAAAUGGGACCUAUUCCCUACAUAGUGCAUUACUUUUGGUCAAAAGUAGUGCACUUUAUAGGGAAUAGGGUGCUAUUUGUUCCAGUAAACCCACUGGGCACACACUUUUUUAUUUAUUAUUUUAUUUCACCUUUAUUUAACCAGGUAAGCCAGUUGAGAACAAGUUCUCAUUUACAACUGCAACCUGGCCAAGAUAAAGCAAAGCAGUGCGAUAAAAACAACAACACAGAGUUACAUAUGGGGUAAACAAAACAUAAAGUCAAAAAUACAACAGAAAAUAUAUAUACAGUGUGUGCGAAUGUCGUAAAUUAUGGAGGGAAGGCAAUAAAUAGGCCAUAGUGCAAAAUAGUUACAAUUUCGUAUUAACACUGGAAUGAUAGAUGUGCAAAAGAUGAUGUGCAAAUAGAGAUACUGGGGUGCAAAUUAGCAAAAUAAAUAACAAUAUGGGAAUGAGGUAGUUGGAUGGGCUAAUUACAGAUGGGCUGUGCACAGGUGCAUUGAUCGGUAAGCUGCUCUGACAACUGACGCCUAAAGUUAGUGAGGGAGAUAAGAGUCUCCAGCUUCAGAGAUUUUUGCAGUUCGUUCCAGUCAUUGGCAGCAGAGAACUGGAAGGAAUGGCGGCCGAAGGAGGUGUUGGCUUUGGGGAUGACCAGUGAGAUAUACCUGCUGGAGCGCAGACUACGGAUGGGUGUUGCUAUGGUGACCAGUUAGCUAAGAUAAGACGGGGAUUUGCCUAGCAGUGAUUUAUAGAUGACCUGGAGCCAGUGGGUUUGGCGACGAAUAUGUAGUGAGGACCAGCCAACAAGAGUGUACAGGUCACAAUGGUGGGUAGUUGUCAGGGUAUCUGAUGCGGAUGUGGUGCGGAAUCAAGUGCAGGACACAGGAGCUAAGUCAAACCAGUCUUUACUUGAAAAGACAAAAGAACAAACGGGUCUAACCAACCCGGAGGCGAACAAUACGCAACAGUGCGUAAAACACAAAACCGACUGCGCACGAAAACAACAGUGCGACGGUACACGCUAGUGACUGGCAAAAAGUGAACAGCACCAACAGACAGGUGAAACCAAUUACACACAACACAUGACAGAAACAACGAGAACUUAUAGGACACAUAAUCAACACCAAACAUGAACAGGUGUACCAAACAGACCAAACCAAACAAACAUCGAAAACAAAGAACGGCGGCAGCUAGUACUCCGGAGACGACGACCGCCGAAGCCUGCCCGAACAAGGAGGAGGAGCAGCCUCGGCCGAAACCGUGACAGUAGUAUAUGGGGCUUUGGUGACAAAACGGAUGGCACUGUGACAUACUACAUCCAAUUUGCUGAGUAUAGUGUUGGAGGCUAUUUUGUAAAUGACAUCGCCGAAGUCAAGGAUCGGUAGGAUAGUCAGUUUUGCGAGGGCAUGUUUGGCAGCAUGAGUGAAGGAAGCUUUGUUGCGAAAUAGGAAGCCGAUUCUAGAUCUAACUUUUGAUUGGAGAUGCUUAAUGUGAGUCUGGAAGGAGAGUUUACAGUCUAACCAGACACCUAGGUAUUUGUAGUUGUCCACAUACUCUAGGUCAGAGAUUCUAGUCGGGUGGGCGGGUGCAAGCAGCGUUCGGUUGAAGAGCAUGCAUUUAGUUUUACUAGUGUUUAAGAGCAGUUGGAGGCUACGGAAGGAGUGUUGUAUGGCGUUGAAGCUCGUUUGGAGGUUUGUUAACACAGUGUCCAAUGAAGGGCCAGAUGUAUACAAAAUGGUGUUGUCCGCAUAGAGGUGGAUCCGAGCGUCACCAGCAGCAAGAGCAACAUCAUUGAUAUACACAGAGAAUAGAGUCGGCCCGAGAAUUGAACCCUGUGGCACCCCCAUAGAGACUGCCAGAGGUCCAGACAACAGGCCCUCCGAUUUGACACAUUGAACUCUAUCUGAGAAGUAGUUGGUGAACCAGGCGAGGCAGUCAUUUGAGAAACCAAGGCUAUUUAGUCUGCCAAUAAGAAUGCGGUGGUUGACAGAGUCGAAAUCCUUGGCCAGGUCGAUGAAGACGGCUGCGCAGUACUGUCUUUUAUCGAUUGCGGUUAUAAUAUCGUUUAGGACCUUGAGCGUGGCUAAGGUGCACCCAUGACCAGCUCGGAAAGCGGAUUGCAUAGCGGAGAAGGUACGGUGGGAUUCGAAAUGGUCGGUGAUCUGUUUGUAACUUGGCUUUCAAAAAGUUUCGAAAGGCAGGGCAGGAUGGAUAUAGGUCUAUAACAGUUUGGAUCUAGAGUGUCACUUGGUUGAAAUCAACAUUGUUUCCACGUCAUUUCAAUAAAAUUACGUUGAACCAACGUGGAAUAGAAGUUCAAUUGAUGUCUGUGCCUGUGAGAACUAAAACAGAAUGAGUUAUAUCUUCUUCGUCCCUUCAAAGUUUUGUUAUUUUGGUGAUACAGUGGCAUUUGUUUUAGAGAGAGUCGUGGAGGACAAAUGUCUCAUCAAUUGUCUUGUGUGUGUGUUUGGUGUAGUGUGGUGCGGUGCGGUGUGUGAUUCAACUAUUGACCUCUAUUAUCUCCAAGGGGAGAUAGGGUGCAAUACCUGAACACCAACACAAACCAAUUAAACUUGCUAAUCUGCAUAUGUUAUGUAGGAAGCAGAGUUGAGAGGUUAGAGGUCAGAGGUUAUCUCCAGGGUCAGUGACUGUUCACCCAUGAUUAAAACAAAAUAAUAAGCCUUUUCCCUAGCACACUGUCUGACAAUGCACAGCACCUUUAGAGGAUACUUUUUAAUGAGAAGUCAUAAAUCAUCUGUGGUUGAUAGAUUGUGUGGGCACGAACACACCUAGCUAAAGUAUGGAGAAUGGGAUGGGUCUGUACCUGCUGCAUACUGUACUGUUAGAGAUGAUGGAUGACUCAUAGAUAUGCAUUGUAUUUCCAUGCACUCAAUAUACCCUGGAUUACUAAGCAAACAGAUUUGGUUUGUAAACGCGGGAUGUUUGAACUGUGAAGUUAACGAAUGAAAUGUGAAAUAUGAGGACAAGAUCAGAAUGGAGCAGGGUGGAGAUGAGGGAGCCAGAUUGUUCUUCAUCAAAGGGCUGAUUAGCAUUUUAGUGUAGUGUAGUCAUCUAUCCUCUCUCGAUCUCUAGCUAUUUCCCCUUUUGGAAAAAAAGGGGUGCCUUUAAAAAAAAAAGGGGAAAUACCCUUUUAAAAAAUUAAUUUUGGAUAUCUUUUAUCUCUUCCCCUGAUUUUUCACUCUCCUUCCGCCCCUUUCUCCCUUCCCCUUUUUCCUCUCUCUCUCUCUUCUCUCUCCUCUUUCUCUUCUCCCCUCUUUCCCUCUUUUUCAAUUUAAUUUUGGGUUAUUGGCAUGGGGGAAACAAUGUUACAUUGCCGAAAGGGGAAUAGAUAAUAAACAAAAAAGGGGUAAAAAAAUAAAAAGCCCGUAAAAAUACCUCACAAAAGGUCCAAGGGAAAGGACAUUUAAAGUCUUUUAUGAUAUAUACGUGUUGUAACAAUGUGCAAAGAGUUUUUAAAUACAAAUUUGGGAAAAAAAAUAAAAAAAUAAUUGGGGGUUUUAUUCAAUGGGUUUGUUUUCACGGUUGCCUUUUUUGUGGCAACCCGGGACAAAUAUGCGCGUGUGGGGCCCCCUGGGUUUUUUUACCAGAGAUAAUUAGAAAUUUUUUUAAUUUAAAAAAAAUUUCCCCCGGGGUUAUAGAUUGUUAAAAACCAAAAUUUUUGGGGGAAUUUAAAAAUGAAGUUUUUGGAAAGUUUUAAAAAAUUUUUCCGUUUUUGGGAAAAAAAAAAAUUUUUUUUUAAAUUUUUUUUUUCCCUAUUUUUAAGGGGAAAGAGAGGGGGGUUUUUAACAAAAGGUUUAAAAAAAAUUUUUUUUACCAUUUUAAUUUCCCCCUUACCUUUUUUAAAAAUUUUCCUCAUUUUCCCACUUUUUGAAAUUCCUCCCCCCUUUUUUUCUUUUCCCCCCCCUUUUCCCUUUUUUUUUUUAAAAAAAAAAUUUUUAAAUUUUUUUGGGGGAAAAAGGGAAACCCGAAAAAAAGGGUUUGCCCCCCUUUUUUGGGUUGGGGGUUUUUUUCUUUUUUUCCCCUUUUUUCCCCCCCCUUUCCCAAGGGAAAGGGAUUUUUUUCAAUUUUUUCAUUCCCCCGGGGAAACCCCCAAACCCCUUUAAAAAAAAAGGGGGGGGAAACAAAGGGGGGGAAUAAAAUUUUUUUAAAUUUUUUUUAAAAAAAAAUUAAAAAAAUAAAAAAAAAGGGGGGGGAAAAAGUUUUUUCUUUUUUUUUGGGGGGGGAAAAUGAAAAUUUUUGGGGAAAGCCCCGGGGGGGGUUUUAAAAAAGGGGGGUUUUUUUUGGGUUUUUAAAAAAUUUUUUUUCGGGGGGAAAUGGGAAAAAGGGGGGGAAAAAGGGAGGGGGGGGGGGGGUUUUUGGGUUUUCCCCAACCCCCAAAAAAUUUUUUUAAAGGGGGGGGGGGGGGCAAAGGGAAAAGGGGGGGAAGGGGGGAAAAUUUUUUUUUUUCGGGGGGGGGAGGGGAUUUCCCUCUUUUUUUUUUUUUUUCCUGUUUCCCUUUCCGCUCUUCCCGGUUUUUUUCUUUUCCUCCCCCUUUUUUUUUUUUUUUUUUUUUUCCCCUUCUCCUUUUUUCUCUUUCUCUCUUCUCUACUAUCUCUACUAUCUUCUUACAGUUUUUCCUCGAUUGCUAAGACACCAUUUCUUGAAGCUGCUCUCCUUUUCUUUAACUGUGAACACAAAACCCCAAUUUUCAAGCUACAUUACAAAACCUCAGAAUCUUCUGCAAAACCAAACUUUCACCUCAAAACAGUUCAAUCCUGUGCUCAAAACUGAACUAUGUGUCCAAAUCGUGCCCCCGAGUCAAUCAAAAAAAAAUAAACACUACUGAACAGUCACUAAAACACUACGUAGAAAAUAGAAAACACAAUGCUCAGGACAUGAAGCUGGAGAAAUAAAUGUUUAUUGUUCACUGUAGGCUAAAUGCAUGUUGCAAAACAAAAAAAACCUGUGCAUUUAGCACUUGUACAAAAAGACAAAACAGAAAUCUUGUGCAUUUACAUGUAGCACUUGUAAAAAACAAACAGAAAUCUUAUGCGUUUGCCACUUGUGUACAGUAAGCCCAUGUAAAAAUAAAGUACAAAAAUAUACAAAUAAGUGCAUUACUCAGCCACAGCCAUCAUGUCUCCGUACUGGGUCAGGCCACAGGACUUCAUCCACAUCACAGGCCACAUUUUGUCUGGCCAGGCAACGGGGGAAAAAACCCCCUGGCAUGCCGUAUCCAGGCUUGGCAUGCCUCCACACCUAUGUCACCACAGGCAAGUCCCAUGGCUUGCAGGAGAUUUACCCUGGUGUAAGGUUGGCGUUCAUAUACCUUCCACCGCCAUGAGGAGAAGAAUUCCUCAAUGGGGUUUAGGAAAGGGGAGUACGGUGGAAGGCAAAGAUUGAUAAAACCUUGGUUCAUAUUGUACCACUCUCUAACCUGGAGGGCUCUGUGAAAACUCACAUUGUCCCAAACAACAACAUAGAUGGGAUGCUCAUCCUGCUGCCCUAACAAAGCAUAUCGCAUGUGAUUGAGGAAAAUGAGAAGCUGGUGAGUGUUGUAGGGCCCCAGGUUGGCAUGAUGGUGGACAACCCCAUGAUUGCUGAUGGCAGCACAUAAUGUGACAUUGCCACCACGCUGCCCAGGAACACCAACAAUGGCCCGAUGGCCAAUCACAUUACGGCCUCUCCUUCUCCUUUUGGUGAGAUUAAACCCAGCUUCAUCCAUGUAGAUGUAUUGAUGGGGUCUUUCCAUUGCAUCCAGUUGAAAAACCCUCUGUAGAAAUAGAUAUAGUUUUGUAAGUGAUACGGAAAAAGUGAUUUAGGCCACUACAGUAAAUCACUACUUAGAGUAAUCAACAUUGAAUGUGUCUGGAUAUAUGCCAACCUGUACAUACUAGAAUCUUUGCUCUUUGACUCUGUCUGAGUUGCGAUCAAAGGGCACUCUGUAUAGCUGUUUCAUGCGCAGUCUGUUGCGCUUGAGGACACGAUCAACAGUAGAGAGGCUGACACUGUUGAUACCCUCAAAAUGUAAAUGGUCCUCAAUGAUCUUCUGCUGAAUUUCGCUCAGUUUGAUGGCAUUGUUCUCACGGACCAUAUCAACAAUUAGGGUCUCUUGGUGUGGGGAGAACAUACCUGUCCUCCCACCCCCAUGUGGCAGUCUUUCAAUUCUACAAAAAGAGAACAUGGACUUACAAAAAAUAUACAUGGAAUACUAGGCCUACAAACAGUUAGACCAACCCUCCAUUACAAUACUACAGUACAUUGGUACAGUGAUGUACUGAAACAUAUAUUUACUUACAGUAUACUGUGGUACAGUAUAUAGUAUGUCAUACAGUAAUUGCUGUCAACAUUUACAUACUGUACUAUAAUGUCAAAAAAAGGUAAUUACCUGUUCUCUUCUCUAAAUCUUCGGAUUAUGGUGGACACAGUGAAUCUACUGAUGUUUGGUUGUACCCUUUGUCCAGCCUCCCUCAUGCUCAUACCAUGGACAAGAACAUGGUCAAUCACAGUAGCUCUGAUUUCAUCAGAUAUUACUGUUCUUUGUCUUCGCUGACCACCUCGACCACCUCGACCUCCUCUCACACGAACUCUUCCUCUCAGAUUUCUAUCCAUUGUAGGGCCUCACAAACCAGUGCUCUCUGAACUGGCUUACUGUAUAUGUUCCCUCACAUCAUUAGCCACAAGUGUGAUCAAUUUUGAGUUGUUGUGUUCAAGUGGUGACACCUGUGCUCUAAUUGUGUUUGACUUUUGUCACCUGUGCUCACCAUUAUGCAGCAUGGGUGCAUCACAAUGAAAAUGUGUUGGCAAGUUAUGUCUAAACAGGUGAAAAGUGCUUAUGGUUUUGCCAAAAGAGUGAUUGAUUCAAUCAGUGGGUUCAGGCAACUGAGCAUUUGGUUCAGACAAUAGGGUUUAGUGUUUUAGCAAUUGAGAAAAACUGUAAUUCUGCGUUGUUGAUAAAGGACAUGUCAGUAAGCAUGUUGUUUACGAAGCAUGUGACAAAUCAAAUUUUAUUUUAUUUCUCAUCCUAUCUUUUAUUACUGAGGUCCCAUUGCUCUGAGGAAGACAUUCAGCUAGUCACCCAGGCUAUGGCCCCUUAGCUUUCAGUCAAUAUAUUAUGUCUGAUUUGAUGUACCUCGUGGAUGAAUAGCAAAUCUUUUAAACUGGAAGCAAGUUUGUCUUCAUACUUCCAGAAACAUUUUUACUUCAUCUGUUCUUUCAGACUAUGUCUGGAGGUUGGGUACUGCUGCAUGAAAUUGAGUUUUUCAGGUUACUUUAAAAAAGAAACAUUUGACAUUUUUUUCUUAGCUUGGUCCGUUGAUAACUAUAAAAAAAUAAUUAGUAACUAAUUAGAAGGUUGCUGCAUGAAACAACAACAAAUUUAGACAACUCAGUCAGGGUAUCAAAUCAAUCACAAUGCUCUCGCAGAAAAAUACUUCAACUGUCAACUGUGAGUCAGGUGAUCCUGCUUUUCUGACUGAAUUCACUUUGCUUGGUUUCAGAUGUGACUUAUCUCCCUGAGAGAGUGGUGGCCAGCCUUGGAGAUAGUGUGACUGUGUACUGCGUGUUCAACGACCGCAGGGUGAACGCCAGCACGGCGGUCUGGUUUCUGAACCUUGACCGUCCUUCCCCAGAGCCAGUACACUGCUGUCAACGACCGUGUCAGUAAAAUAACGGUUCAACCGUCUGAGCAGAAGCUGUACGACAUCCUGCAUUGCUGCCAGUCUUCAGGGGAGAAGUAUAGCUGUAACUACCGCUACGCAACGAUAUACAUUAAAGGUGAGCUGUUAUGGAUGGAUGGAUGGAUGGAUGGGAUGGAUGGAUGGAUGGAUGGAUGGAUGGAUGGAUGGAUAGGUGGAUGGGUGGGUGGAUUAGGUACUGUAGGGUUGGGAUGGGAGAAUGUUUAGGGUUAGACUUCAGGAAAAUGAUGGGUCAUGGGAUUAAGGGAUUAACAGUAAUAUAUACAGUGAGGGAAAAAAGUAUUUGAUCCCCUGCUGAUUUUGUACGUUUGCCCACUGACAAAGACAUGAUCAGUCUAUAAUUUUAAUGGUAGGUUUAUUUGAACAGUGAGAGACAGAAUAACAACAAAAUAAUCCAGAAAAACGCAUGUCAAAAAUGUUAUAAAUUGAUUUGCAUUUUAAUGAGGGAAAUAAGUAUUUGACCCCCUCUCAAUCAGAAAGAUGUCUGGCUCCCAGGUGUCUUUUAUACAGGUAACGAGCUGAGAUUAGGAGCACACACUUAAAGGGAGUGCUCCUAAUCUCAGUUUGUUACCUGUAUAAAAGACACCUGUCCACAGAAGCAAUCAAUCAAUCAGAUUCCAAACUCUCCACCAUGGCCAAGACAAAGAGCUCUCCAAGGAUGUCAGGGACAAGAUUGUAGACCUACACAAGGCUGGAAUGGGCUACAAGACCAUCGCCAAGCAGCUUGGUGAGAAGGGGACAACAGUUGGUGCGAUUAUUCGCAAAUGGAAGAAACACAAAAGAACUGUCAAUCUCCCUCGGCCUGGGGCUCCAUGCAAGAUCUCACCUCGUGGAGUUGCAAUGAUCAUGAGAACGGUGAGGAAUCAGCCCAGAACUACACGGGAGGAUCUUGUCAAUGAUCUCAAGGAAGCUGGGACCAUAGUCACCAAGAAAACAAUUGGUAACACACUACGCCGUGAAGGAGUGAAAUCCUGCAGCGUCCGCAAGGUCCCCCUGCUCAAGAAAGCACAUAUACAUGCCCGUCUGAAGUUUACCAAUGAACAUCUGAAUGAUUCAGAGGAGAACUGGGUGAAAGUGUUGUGGUCAGAUGAGACCAAAAUGGAGCUCUUUGGCAUCAACUCAUCUCGCCGUGUUUGGAGGAGGAGGAAUGCUGCCUAUGACCCCAAGAACACCAUCCCCACCGUCAAACAUGGAGGUGGAAACAUUAUGCUUUGGGGGUGUUUUUCUGCUAAGGGGACAGGACAACUUCAAAGGGACGAUGGACGGGGCCAUGUACCGUCAAAUCUUGGGUGAGAAUCUCCUUCCCUCAGCCAUGUCAUUGAAAAUGGGUCGUGGAUGGGUAUUCCAGCAUGACAAUGACCGAAAAAACACAGCCAAGGCAACAAAGGAGUGGCUCAAGAAGAAGCACAUUAAGGUCCUGGAGUGGCCUAGCCAGUCUCCAGACCUUAAUCCCAUAGAAAGUCUGUGGAGGGAGCUGAAGGUCGAGUUGCCAAACGUCAGCCUCGAAAACGUAAUGACUUGGAGAAGAUCUGCAAAGAGGAGUGGGACAAAAUCCCUCCUGAGAUGUGUGCAAACCAGGUGGCCAACUACAAGAAACGUCUGACCUCUGUGAUUGCCAACAAGGGUUUUGCCACCAAGUACUAUGUCAUGUUUUGCAGAGGGGUCAAAUACUUAUUUCCCUCAUUACAACGCAAAUCAAUUCAUAACAUUUUUGACAUGCGUUUUUCUGGAUGUUUUUGUUGUUAUUCUGUCUCUCACUGUUCAAAUAAACCUACCAUUAAAAUGAUAGACUGAUCAUUUCUUUGUCAGUGGGCAAACGUAUAAAAUCAGCAGGGGAUCAAAAACAUUUUUCCCUCACUGUAUAUAUAUAUAUUCAUGUGUUUGUUAUAACCCCUGUCUGUCUGUCAAUGGACUGUGGUCAUGUUUCAGGCUCAAGGUUCAUAUUACAGGUCAGGGUAAGGGUUUCACUCUAUUUGUGUCUGUGUUUCAGAUCCAUUCAUAGAUAUCAGCUGUGUAACCAAUGGGGAUCUGGACAGCAUGACCUGUAGGUGGAACAACAUCCAAACCGAAAUCAACUUCCUGUCCAGGUCAAUACUACUUUUACUUACAGCAUUGGACAACCUACACAAACACCUGUAUACGUGUACAUACACCAGUAAAACCUGCACAUACACUUCAACUGUAUAGUUAAAGUGACGGUUGGUUAUCUUUAUGAGUCCAAUCAAUCUAUUAAGAGUCUUUGAAAUACAAGCCCAGCAUGGAAUACAGCAGGACAUUACUUUUGACUCGUUGUAAAAAAUGUUGACACCUUUUCAGUGUCUCUGCUUGGUGUCUCUGUGCUGUAUUCCUAAGGAAUAUGGAACGGGAACUGGUUCAAGAUCGUAGAACAAUACAGAAGGGAUUUAGACCCCUCAAGCAAAACUCAAAUGACUGUGUGUAAUUAUUAGUGAAUUGCCACAAUUUCAAAAUUAAGGCAGUGAAAGGAAGUUUAGACUUGUUGCAUAACAGAGAUCUGUGGCAUCAUAGGCCAAACAUACCCAUAAGGAGAUAGGGUGUUUUCACCCUGAAAUUCUUUGUGUUUGUGUGUGUGUGUUUUUUUACUAUUCUUGUGGAUACCAGAAGUCCUCACAAGGAUAGUAAAACAAUGAACAUUCGGAGAAAUGGGGACAUUUCGCCAGUCCCCAAAAGGAAUAAGGCUAUUUUAGGGUUAGGGUUAGAAUUAGGGUUAGGAGUUAGGGUUACCGCGCCAGCGCUCAACAUCCUUUCCCCGCUCUGCUAAGAAUCACUCAGCGCUCACAGAAAAAAAAAGCAGCUCCAAAUUCGCUCCAUUCAUUUAACAAACAGCCCAUCAGCUAUCGUAAGAAGCUUCAACAUUUCAUAAACGUGUCGUAGGCUAUUAAACAAAUACCUACCUGAUGAUAUGCGGCCACUGUGUUAAAAAACAAAAUGGCUUUUUCUCUAAUCUAUUGAUGAUCAUAUACUUCAGUUGUAAGUGACUCUGUUGCGCUCACAUUUUACAGUUGAUAGUCAACUUAAGCACUGUUACAAACUUAGGCUCCUUUUUUUUUUUUUUUUACGAUAGCCUAUAUAGAAAUCAAAAUGUGUCCGGUGCUGCUGCAUGGGCUUAUUGGUGGUCUUGCCAUCAAUUACACAUGCUGUGUGACCUAUUUCUUGGUCGACUCAUAUCAACAUCUCUGCGCAUUAGUGGUGUGGUAGGCUAAAUAAAUACAACAGAAUAGGCCUAAUUAAAAGAACUAUGAUGAAGGGAAUGAAAAAUGCUGGGCAGACGAUGCCCAGAGCUCGUGGCUGAGUGGUACCGGAGCAAAAUUGGAGUGGGAGAGAAGGCUGACGCUCCACGAUCCAAAUCACACACGCUCCGCUCCUCGCUCCACAUCCUCUGUUUGGGGUUAAGGUUAGGUUAAGGGUUAUGGUUCGGGGUUAGGGAAAAUAGGAUUUUGAAUGGGAAUCAAUUGUUUGGUCCCCACAAGGAGAGUAAAACAAAUGUGUGUGUGUGUGUGUGUGUGUGUGUGUGUGCGUGUCUGUUUAUAUUCGCCAGGGUGGCCGACCUAUCCUGUGAUGUCAUGGAGGAGGCGGAGGAGGUGGGCGGGGCGGUGAGUGUUUUCAGGCAGGUGGUGUGUGUAUCCAGCAGAUCUAGAGAAGUGAAGAGCUGCACUCUGCAGCCAAUCAGAGUGACUUCCUGCUACAAGCUGUGGAUGGAGGCCAAGACAGACAAUGGCACGAGGUCACAUCCUGUCUACAUCACACCUAUGGACCACGGUGAGUUAGGACAUGUGCAGGAUAGGAGUUCCAAGUUUCAAGUUUAUUCGCCACAUGCACAGGAUGCAACAGGUGUAAAACAGUACAGUGAAAUGUUUACCUUGAGAGCUCUUUCACAACAAUGCAGUGAUAGUAAUAAUAAUAUAGCUAAUAAUAGAAAAUAGAAUAAAAUAAAAUAACACACAAGAAGUACGAUAAAGGUUGAAGAAACCUGCUCUCAAUGGUGCAGCUGUAAAAGUUCCUGAGGAUCUGAGGGGCCAUGCCAAAUCGUUUCAGACUCCAUGUGUUGUUUUUAAAAAGUAUGUACUGCGAGUAUGUUUUUUUUUUACUGGCAAAUAAAAUCAAUCAAGUCGGCAGUGAUGUGGACACAGAGGAACUUGAAACUCUUGACCCUCUCCACUGUGGCCCCGUCGAUGUGGAUGAGAGUGUGCACCCCCCUGUUUCCUGUUGUCCACGAUCAGAUUCUUGGUCUUGCUGACGUUGAGGAAGAGGUUGUUGUCCUGGCACUACACUGCCAGGUCUCUGACCUCCUCCCUAUAGGCUGUCUCAUCGCCAUUGGUGAUCAGGCCUACCACUGUUGUGUUGUCAGCAAACUUGAUGAUGGAGUUGGAGUCGUGCGUGGCCAUACAGUUGUGGGUAAACAGGGAGUACAGGAGGGGGCAAAGCGCACACCACUGGGGGGCUCCCCGUGUUGAGGGUCAGUGUGGCAGACGUGUUGUUGCCUACUCUCACCACCUGGGGUCGGCCUGUCAGGAAGUCCAGGAUCCAGUUGCAGAGGGAGGCAUUCAAUCCCAGGGUCCCAAGCUUGAAUACCGUCCGGCCUGUAGCCUUGUGAGUGUUGACCAGAUUAAAAGCCUUACUCACGCCGGAGAGCAAGAUCAUCCAGUCCUCUGGGACGGCAGGGGCCCUCAUGCACGGCUCUGUGUUUUUGUCUAAGCGUGCAUAAAAUGCAUUGAGUUUGCCUGGUAGAGAGGCAUCGUUGGGCAGAUCACGGCUAGUCUUCCUUUGUAAUCCAUAAUGGUUGUACCCCCUGACGUGUGGAGCGUCGGAGCCGGUGUAAUAGGAUUUAAUCUUGUUCCUAUAUUGUCCUUUUGCCUGUUUGAUGGUGCUGCGAAGGUUGUAGCGGGACUUCUUGUACGCAUUCGUGUCCUCAGCCGAAGUCUCAGGGUUGGCUGCGAUAUCCCUGUGUGUGGUAGCUCUGUCCUUUAACUUAGCGCGCACCUUGGUGUUAAUCCAUGGCUUUUUGAUUGGGGAAGCCUUCCUAUUUCACAACAAAGCCUCCUUCACUCAUGCUGCCAAACAUGCCCUCGUAAAACUGACUAUCCUACCGAUCCUUGACUUCGGCGAUGUCAUUUACAAAAUAGCCUCCAACACUCUACUCAGCAAAUUGGAUGUAGUCUAUCACAGUGCCAUCCGUUUUGUCACCAAAGCCCCAUAUACUACCCACCACUGUGACCUGUACGCUCUUGUUGGCUGGUCCUCACUACAUAUAAUCCCCGCAUAGCAACACCCACCCGUAGUAUGCCCUCCAGCAGGUAUAUCUCACUGGUCAUCCCCAAAGCCAACACCUCCUUUGGCCGCCAUUCCUUCUAGUUCUCUGCUGCCAAUGACUGGAACAAAUUGCAAAAAUCUCUGAAGCUGGAGACUCUUAUCUCCCUCACUAACUUUAAGCAUCAGUUGUCAGAGCACCUUACCGAUCACUGCACCUGUACACAGCCCAUCUGAAAUUAGCCCACCCAACUACCUCAUCCCCAUAUUGUUAUUUAUUUUGCUCAUUUGCACACCAGUAUCUCUAUUUGCACAUCAUCUCUUGCACAUCUAUCAUUCCAGUGUUAAUACUAAUUGUAAUUAUUUUGCACUAUGGCCUAUUUAUUGCCUUACCUCCAUAACUUGCUACAUUUGAACACACUGUAUAUAUAUUUUCUGUUGUAUUUUUGACUUUAUGUUUUGUUUUACCCCAUAUGUAACUCUGUGUUGUUGUUUUUAUCGCACUGCUUUGCUUUAUCUUGGCCAGGUCGCAGUUGUAAAUGAGAACUUGUUCUCAACUGGCUUACCUGGUUAAAUAAAGGUUAAAUAAAUACAAUUUAAAAAAAAAAAACUCCACUGUGGAGACAACUUUGGCGAUGCAUUUCCUGAUGAAGGUGGUGACGGAGGGGGUUAGCUCGUUGGUGCUAUAGGCAGAGUCCCGGAGCAUAUUCCAGUCAGCACUAGCAAAUCAGUUCUGCAGCAUAGCCUCCGUUUCGGAGGACCAUUUCUCUACAGAGAAGUCACAGUUACUUACUGUUUAAGCUUAUGUUUGUAAAUAGGAAGCAGGAGUAUAGAGUCAUGAUCUGAUUUCCCGAAGGGGGUGACGAGGGAGGGCCUUGUAUGCUUGCUUGUGGAUUGAGUAACAUUAGUCUAGGACUUUAUCUGCCCUAGUGGUGAAAGAGACGUGUUGAUAGAAGUUGGGCAUCACGUGUCUUAGUGAUGCAGAAUUAAAAUAAUCGGCAACAAGAAAAGCAGCCUCCAGGUGCAUGGUUUCCUACUGAAAACACUUGACGUAAAUGUUUCGUACAGUUCGUCAAGUGUUUUUGUCCUGAGGUGGAGUAUAUACAGCAGUCAUGAUAACAGAUGAAAACUCUCUCGGGAGGUAGAAGGGUCGGUAUUUGACCAUCAGGUAUUCCAUGAUGGGUGAACAAUAGGUUGAGACUUCCACUGCGGUAGAGUCUGCACACCAUUUGUUGUUGAUGAAGAUACAUACCCCUCCCCCCUCUGGAUUUCCCUGAAUCCAAUGUCCUUUCCACUCGGUGAAUGGAGAAUCCAUUGAGUUGGAUAACCAUGGAGGGUAUCUUGUCCGAAAGCCAUGUUUCAGAAAAACAGAGAAUAUUGCAGUUAAGAGAGUCCCGUUGAUAGCAAAUCUGCGAUCGGAGGUCUUCCAUCUUAUUAUCAAGUGACUGGCCAAUAGAAUGGAGGGAAGUGGUGGACGCUUUUUCCCUUAGCCUUAGUCUCACCAAGAGUCCCUCUCUCCGGCCUCUUUUUUUGCCAGUGUUUCGUCUUGGGUAGCCCAAAAUUUGGUCAGAGCCUGGUAAACAAAAAGCCCAGGGUAGAUGAGUCAAAGUCUAAAUUUAAGCAGGAAUUGAGGUUAGUAACUGCCGAUCUAAUGUUCAAAAGUUCUUGUCGAUCAUAAGAAAUUCUAGUGGAUACAUUUAGUGCAAAUUUUUUUAUGAUUAACGGCCAAAAUAAUCACAAAAUAGCAAAGUUGGGUCGGAGUUCACAAGACGGAACCAUACAGUACGGCGUCAUCUUUAGAAGUUCUGGUCUUCUUACAUUUAUGUUCUUACCUGUUGUGGCUUUUAGGAACCUACAGCACCAGUAUGUGUCAAUAAUAAUAAAACCUUUUUUUUUAAACAUGGAUAGUGGUCGGUCUGCUUGACCAUGCUAGAUAAUGACUGUCCUCUCCCUUCAUCUCAUCUCCCCCUCUAGUGAAGCCCCACCCUCCCUCGGGCCUUGAGGCAGUGAGCAUGCCUAGUGGAGUCCUGAGGCUGGCAUGGGUGCCCCCAGAACUGCCCCACUACGAUAUGCAGUACCAGGUUCGCUAUGCCCUCGCCACUGACAGGGCCCAUCCAUUCUGGCAGGUACGUAAAACUCUGGCCAUAGGGCUCUGGUCCAAAGUAAUGCACUAUGUAGGGGAUAGGGAGAGUGUCAUUUCAGAUGCAGCCUUGAGCUUCUCCAGAGUGGCAGGGAGGGAGCAAUGGGUGCAAUCGCCUGGCAUCAUGAGCAUCACUUGGUCGGACUAAAUGAGUCUUAUUUCCUAUCUACUGUAUCCCCUAUCUCUGAUCUGGUAGUGGCAUUCUUGCUGGUAGUGGUAAACUCUAACAUGUGGUGGCAGACUGGCAGGCAAAUAGGGAGAAGCGGGGACAACCACACAGAGACUGAAGCUGUGUCUGAAAUGGCACCCUAUUUCUUUCACACACUUUUUACCAGAGCCCUACACUGCAGAAAGUGACAUCUAAGCAAGUCUAAAUAUCUGCCAAUAACAGCUAGUUUUCAGUUGUAGGAAUAGGCCUACCUCAUUUAAGAAAAUGUGCCCACUUUUGCUGGGCACAAGUAUUUUGGAAAGUUUUCUGCCAUUUAAAAUGCUCCUUCGCUUGCUCGGUCACAUAACAUUCAUAUCUAUUAAGACAUCUAUUUCCCUAACAUUCUUUUGCUUUUGAGUUGAUGGAUGUUUAUGCCGGAUAUCUAAGUUCAUUCACUGGAAAAUAUAUUUUAGGAAAGGAUAGGAUAGCCUUUAAUGUCCCUGAGGGGAAAAUGUUUCAAUUAUCAUGGGAUAUGUGAUUUAACAUGUGAUUUUGAAUUGGGAUGUAUACUGCAGGUCCUGGCUCCUCGGGCAGAGUCGUGGGCUGAGGUCCCUGAACCAGAUGUAUGUAGGGUGUACAAUGUGCAGGUCCGCUGUAUGCAUAUCAACAGCUCUGGGACCUGGAGUGACUGGAGCCACUCUCUAUACACUACCCCUCACAACAGCAGAGGUAUGUACAGUAUGUCUUCAUCUCAUCUAUGUCAUUGAACCUGCAUUAAUACAAGUUAGUCUCAUUGAGAUAAAAAAUCUAUUUUGCAAGAUAGACAUGUAUUGUACAUACAAGUUUUGACAACAUUGACAAAACGCAUCAGCAAUAAACUUUUGAAAGGAAUUAAGCUGCCGCCCUGAAACUUAUCUUAUAAUUGCGCCAGCACACCACAACUAUCAAGUCUGACCUACUGUGUACAUACAGUACAUUAACACUCACAACCACAAUGGAUGGGUCAUUUCAAACCCUUCAUUAUCCAUGGUUUGUUGUGUGGUAAAAGCUAUUUCUGACCCUGAUCUAAAAGUUACCUUGCAUGGUGUCUGGCUAUCAGAAUGUCUGUUAUUGAGUGCUACAGCCAGCAAUUUAAUAUGACUUUCUCUGAUGUUAGUUCUGAUAGAAAAUGAAAGCCUCAGACAUAGGUACAUAGACACACACACAAGCAUGCAUGCUAGCAUGCACACACACACACACACACACACACACACACACACACACACACACACACACACACACACACACACACACACACACACACAGAGCUGUAAUAUCUAUGUUCUGUUCUUUCAGCUCCUGACCAGGGUCCUGAUUUCUGGCGAGUGUUUCAGGAGGAUCCAGCAAGGAACCAGACUAACGUCACUCUUCUCUUCAAGGUACAGUCCAUAGCCUACAGAGAACACAUUAAAUAUCGCACAGCAUGUGGUUUAAAUGUCAACAUCAGAGAGAGUUACAUUAAUUGAAGAGGUGUAUGAAGUUGCCUCCUCUCCUUUUUACUACAUCAUUGUUCUUAGUUUAGUCUGGAAAACCUAUUCAGUUUGCUUCCCCAACACCUAUCUCGUUUUGUCAGAUCUGAUAGUAUAAGGAAGAAGCACAUUGGAUAAUGAAUCCUCAUUAGAGUCUUUGAUAGUCUCUAAACUCUUCCCAAUAGCAUUUCCCCAUAGUGGAGCCAACCUACUGUGUGGAGGGCCUUGUAGUACAACACCAGGCCUCUGGGGGCAUUGUGACUGAGGAGCAGAUAGGCCUGGUGUCCUCCUACCGCUUUGCGUGGCGAGAGGAGGUCCACUCUGUGACGGUCAAGGCUCAGAACAGCCAGGGAUACUCCACUAGGAACAUCAACAUGACCCUGGAGAGACACCCCAAACGUAAGGGAAUGUAUUUGUAUGGGGUUGAAUAAUUGUUAUACCCAAUACAGAGAUUACUAGCAGUCAAUUAAGAGUUAGUAGUUAGAAACAGAUAUCUGAAAAUACAAUUUUCUUUGAAAAGCUUUAAGAAUUGGUUGUUUGUUUUCACAUUUAUGUUUAUUUUUUAUUAGUUGGUGUUCUUGGUUCAUGUCAUAGAAGUCAGUUGAAAUGCUAGGUGUGCUGCUAUUACAGUCACCAGGGAGAGAAAAUAGGCAUGUUGAUGUCAGUUAAAAGCCUGAGAGUGGACUAAAAGCCAUUAUCUCUGGCUUGGGAUGUUCUCUUCCGAGGCCUAAUAGCUGUUUUACUGGACUUGGAAUUGAUUGUAAAAUGGACCUCUUCUCGGCACAGGUCUCUGUGUCACACCGGGAUGUUUGUGUUAUUUGUGUGUGUGUGUUCACCUGUUAUUCAUAUUUUCAUUAAUAGCUAAUUGGUUGAGAGGAAACCAUUAACUGUGAUACAGGUAGUGUUGGUACUAUUAGUUUUCAUAUUGAAAAAAAACUACUGGUCGUGGAUGGGCCCAAAAUAAAAAGCUGCUGUUCAGUUUAUUUUAUAGUCAAGGACAGGAGGGGAACACUCUUUGUUGUGCUAAUUCUCACGCAUGUCAGAAGUACGAGAAAACAUAGCAGAAAAAGAGUAACAGAAAAUGUUAGUCACUGACAGAAAAUAUAAACAUUUUAUUUUAUUUCUCUCUCUAUCACUCUCUCCCCCCUUUCCCUCUCUCCCUCCCUUCCUCCCUCUCUCCAGGCCAGUGUGUGCGUUCGUUCUGUGUGUCCCGUGUGAAUAGUAGCUGUGUAGUCCUGUCGUGGUCUCUGCAGCCCAACAGCAGUGUACCGUGGUCCCUGGUCGUAGAGUGGUCGGGUCAGAACCACCAGGACAGACAGGGUCAGACCACAGAGGGCAGGGAGAUGUGGACCAGGGUCCCCCCUACUGACCAGGUCCUCUACCUACAUGGUACGUUCUCAUGUGUCUCUUUCUCUGGCUCUCUCUCUUUCACUCUCACUCUCUGUUUAAACCUCUUUCUGUUGUCAAUCUUUCUGAUUACUAAAUUGUUCUAGAAUGACCUAAAUAAACCUACAAAACCACUGCAGAACAAUUGAUCUUGUCAAAUUUUGAUGAAUAUUUCAGUCCACUUUGAGUUCCAGUUUGAGAGAUUGUUGGCUGUGAAUAUCUGGCGCUCUCUAGUGACAGUACAUAUGAAUGUUUCAGUCUGAUUGACUAAUCUGAGCUUCUCUGUUCUCUGUUCUCUGCCUUUAUUUUCCAGGUGAUUUCUAUGGCUCUGAGGAGUAUGUGUUCACCUUGUGUCCAGUGUUUGCAGAUGGAGAAGGAGAGCCAGUGUAUACUAAAGGUAAGCUCUACUUUAUCGCCAGGGAUGAAUACAACCAAUAUCUCUGUAAACAACAGUAUGUGACAUAAGGAUGUUAUAUGUUUUUAAUAAGUGUACUGUACAUUGCAGCACAUUGAUUGAUUUAAAAAAUUUAAAUUUUAGUCAUUUAGCAGACGCUCUUAUCCAGAGCGACUUACAGUUAGUGAGUGCAUACAUUUUGAUACUGGUUGAUAGCUUUACCCUUACCAUGGUGUUGUCCUGUCCUCCAGUCUUUAGGGGGGCCAACGCUGGGCCUGCAGCCUACAUGCUCCUGAUGAUCAUCGCCUUCCUCGCCAUCGUCCUCUUCGUCACCCUGGUCAUAUCCCAAAACCAGUAAGAUUAUAUCUCAUAAUUGAGUGAGAGGGGAAAGGGAGAGAUAGGGUAGAUGAGAGAGAGGUUUUGGAUUGCAGACUGAGAGGCUCCCUUCCUUGUUGUUAACUCCUAUUCUGUCUGAUUCCCAGCAUGAAGAACAUGUGGAAGGAUGUUCCCAACCCCAGCAACUGUUCCUGGGCCCAGGGGAUGGACUUCAGGAAGGUGAGAUGGACAACAAACCUGUUUACUCAGGAACAUACUCUGAAAUAUAAUCAAACUAUCUCUAAACAGCAGAGACCAUAGGAACUCAACAUACUGUUAUGAAAAACACACCACUAUUUACCAGAACACACUCUAUAUACAGAUGUAGGAUCUUAAUUUGAGCUUGUUGGAUACAACAGGAAAAUAAUACUGCAGCAACAGGAAAUGUUAUGUGAAUUAUAAUUAUUGGAGACUUUUGUAGGGGUUGAUACAUUUUUUUGUAAGGGAAAAUCAAGUCUGAAAUGUCAAAGUGGAAAUUACAAACUUCAGAAGCCUUUUUGAAGUUAUCUUGCAACAGGCUGAUCCAAUUAAGAUCCUACACCUGUAGGGCAGCUAUUUAGAUCAACUAUUCUAUAAACUGUACAUGAACUCUAUAACUUACUUAAAGCAGUUGGCAGGCCAGUUUACCUUGCUAUGGUCCUAACUCUGCUGUGCUGUGGUCCUGUCCAGGCUGAGACUAUGGAGCAGUUGUUCCGCCAACCAGAGGGCCUGCCAGACUGGCCACCACUCUUCAUCUCAGAGACUAUCUCCCAGGUCACCAUUGUAGAGAAGACUGGUCCCCCAGCCCCAGACAAGGACAGCAUCCUGAUCCCAGCCUCCGCCCCAUCCCUCUUGGACUCAGAGGUGCCUGAGGUCCCAGAGGAGGAGGAGACCCCCCAGCCCCCAGAGCUCCCCAGGAGUGUGGAGAGCUCAGCCCAGUCGUCAGUGACCUAUGCUAUGGUCCUGCUCUCAGACGACCCACGCCGGCUCUACAAGCAGGACGGCAGCCACAGCCGCUCCAGCGACGAGGGCAACUUCUCCGCCAACAACUCUGACAUCUCCGGCUCCUUCCCCGGGGGCCUGUGGGAGUUGGAGAAUUCCUAUUCCCGAGCCGGAGAGUUGGACCUGGACCCAUAUCGUUCAUGCUUCUACAAAUAUGUGGAGGAGUUUUCUGAGACGUCGGAACAGGAGGAUGAGGCCCUGGGUGGAGAGAGGGAUGGGGGGAUGGAGGGGAUGGAGGAGAAGGACCUGUAUUACCUGGGAAUGGGCUGUCAGGAGGAGAGUGAGGAAGAGGAGGAGGAGGAAGAGAGGGAAGAAAACACAGGGGCUAUGCUGCUCAAAGAGGUGGUGGUUCUGCAGAGAGAGGGCUCAUCCAUUGAGUCCAACCCUCUACUUGGGUGUCGGGACUCUAUGUUUAGUGAGUCCAGUGAUGAGGGGGCAGUGGUAGGGAUAGGGAUGAGGUCUGUCCCCCUCUACCUUCCCCAGUUCAGAACUGCUCCCUCCAGGCCACUCAAAGCACAGGACAGCACCCCCAAGCUG
This is a messenger RNA of Coregonus sp. 'balchen', 33842 nucleotides long. NCBI's taxonomy places the organism in Eukaryota, Metazoa, Chordata, Actinopteri, Salmoniformes, Salmonidae. The record is from the annotation of a GenBank genome assembly.